Messenger RNA from Durotheca rogersii, 1302 nucleotides. RefSeq lists its product as uncharacterized. NCBI's taxonomy places the organism in Eukaryota, Fungi, Ascomycota, Sordariomycetes, Xylariales, Xylariaceae. The record is from RefSeq and is a predicted model, not a curated record. The transcript is spliced from 2 exons. The coding region runs from base 103 to 1194 and encodes 363 amino acids.
AGCUUUUGGUAGCGCCUCUCCCCCCCUCCUCCCCCCUAUCAGACGGACAAUUGCCGCCCUCUGGAGUACGACCUUGGCUUCCCCGUCACUUUUGGCACGACAAUGGGUGUUCGUAUGAAUCUGAAAGUGGGCUUCGGCGAGGAAUUCAACUUCGAUAACCAGGCCCUGCCUUACGCCUCUUCAUCCAGUGGCAGCUUUUCCUCGGAUUCAACCGCCAAUUCUCUCCCCGAGCCGUUCACGCCGACAUCCGGUCGAUCGACCCCUGGAUAUCGCUCACUAUCGAGGAACCACGAUUCCGUCUCAUACCCUCCUCCCGGAGGCUUUGAACUGACACCUCCGUCAUCAACUUUCAGCGGUAGCUACCCAUCAGAAAUGGACGGAGAGAUGCACCGAUACAUGGAUUUCAACAGUGCUUCACCCAGUCCGAGUCGAAAGUCCAGCAUGCAGACGCAGAACAUCGACUUUGACUACACCCCUAUGCUCCAUCCCUCAUUUGCCGGGGUGCCAGCACAUGAGAAUGCCCUCGGGCCGUCAAACAAUCAGUCUUUUGGGCAUUAUCCCUUUGGUGAUCAGAUAACCUCCCCGCCCUUCCCGGUCUCUGCGCCAGGCUACCCCUUUGACAUUACCGCCCGUGAUAUGUCGUCAAUGUGGGCAUGGUCCGGAGAGACUCCCGUACCCUUUUUUGGGCGAGAGAAUAUCUCAGCAUCCACCUCACCCGCUCAUCAACAUUUUUCUACCCGGGAGCGAGAAGACUUAACACCGACGCCUCCGUACCUUGCCAACCACGCCAGGAGACGACUUAACCUCAACAGGGUGCAACAAAGGACCUCCGCACUCCAAAAAGCUCAGCACAGGCAAGGAGUUCGGAUAGAACGGAUCGCCGCGGCUACCUUCAAAUGCAAUUAUCCCAACUGCCAGAAGGGGCCAUUUAAGAGACAAGAACAUCUGAAAAGGCACCAGAACACUAAACAUGCCGCAGACCCGGCAGCGAUCAUAACCUCAUGCCCAAUCUGCCGCAAGCCCUUCAACCGCAAGGACAACUAUCGUUCUCAUCUCAAGCUCCACACCAUUAAGAACCGUCCUACUCGCCGCACCGACUACCACCCGGAAGCUCAGGCGCUGUUAGGUGAAGAGAUGAACAAGACAAAACAGCGGAGUCAGCUGAAGAAGCGGGACGACGAUUUCAAGGACUAAUAAAAUGAAAGAAAAUCUUGUAUUAUCUCUCUCUACUUGUCACCAUGAAAUUUCCUAUGUUAGGUGGCGGCGUAUAUCUUGCCUACGGGCCGUCCUGAUAUUACGGAU